AUGAACAGGAAUAUUCGUAACAGUGAUGAAUAUUUUCUUACAUUCACACUUAAAAUACUAAAGCAACAAAUUACAAACUUACAGAUUGUAAUACAAAACGAAGACGAACACAUCUGUUCACCAGCCGACAACACGAAAGAUAUUGAUUCCACUUCGAAGUUAAGGUGGAACGAAAUCAAUCACCAGAUGAACACAAUUCUACAAACAGACUUACAAUACUUGAAUUGGGGAAGUGAAGAGAUGGGGUUGCUGAGACUUGCAAUCAUCUACAGAAAUGUGGUGGAAUCUGCACUUGUGAAGACACGACUACGUCUGUCAAGACUUGAAGAGGAAUAUGUUUGGUUGAACAGUGAAAUGGCUUAUUUUGAAAGUCAGAAGUUAGAAAACGAUAAACUAAUGAAGGAUACAAUGAGCAGGAUUCGUCACUAUUAUUUUCUUUAUAAAGGGAGACAGAAAUACAAGGAAGACUUCGAUAUGCCUGUGUCUAGAAAGAUAUUUCGUUCCGUAGAAAACGCUCUAUCUAGUGAUGAACAUCAGAAAGGCAUUACCUCUGUUCUCAUUGAUCCUAUAUCCAUCCACCUCACAUGUAGUCCAGAUGAUGAAGACCACUUAUCCGCUUCAAAUGGAAACAACCACCACACCAAGAAAUCUAGUGAAGGAAGAAAGAAAAUAAUGCGUGAGUACAGCAUUGCUGAACUUAUUUACGCCUUCACAAAAUGUUCAGGAACGAAAUUAAGUCUAGGUGAUUUGAAUUCGUUAGUAUUUAAAAACAAUGCUCCCAGCGUACAAACAUUACAAAUUCAGUAA
This is a messenger RNA of Trichobilharzia regenti, 807 nucleotides long. The record is from the annotation of a GenBank genome assembly. Lineage: Eukaryota; Metazoa; Platyhelminthes; Trematoda; Strigeidida; Schistosomatidae.